CGUUUUUUUUUAGGGCUGGCUGCAUCUCUAAGUCUGUGUUUUUUUUUUUUUUGACGAGAUUAUUCGUGUGAUAGCGAAUGGAAGUCAUCCCGAUUGUUGCGCAUCUGUAGAUGCGUUGCAGAUAGAGGACAAGAAGAGUCGUUGAUCGAAGAGGAAGAAGGACGUUUUAUACAAUGGGGAAUCUGAUGAAGGAUUACGACGUGUGGUUUAAAGAUGAAGACCUUGCGUACGAGGAAGAGAUCCUGCGCAACCCGUACUCAGUGAAGCACUGGCUGCGCUAUGUGGAGCACAAGUCGGGCAGCCCCAGUGAGCAGAACCUGGUGUACGAACGGGCCCUCAAGGAGUUGCCAGGCAGCUACAAGCUGUGGCAUGCCUACGUCAAGUCCCGGCUGGACCAGGUCAAGGGCCUGUGUCCCCUCGACCUCGUCUUUGAGGACACCAACAACAUGUUUGAACGCGCUCUCGUCACCAUGCACAAGAUGCCUCGGAUUUGGAUCGAAUACUGCAAGUUUCUCGUGUCUCAGGGCAAAGUGACGAGGACGAGGAAGACGUUUGACAGGGCGUUGCGAGCAUUGCCGGUGACGCAGCACACGAGACUCUGGCCACUUUAUUUGGAGUUUGUGCGGAAGCACGGUGUAGCAGAGACUGCAGUCCGGGUCUACCGACGCUAUCUCCAGGCUAGUUCCGUUUCCUGUUUUAUGGCCCCCGAAGAUGCCGAAGACUACAUAGACUUUUUGAUCUCUAUCGACUGGUUGGAAGAGGCGGCCCAGCGACUUGCCAGUGUUGUCAAUGAUGAGCGAUUCGUGUCCAAGCACGGAAAGUCCAAUCACCAAUUGUGGAACGAACUGUGCGAGCUGAUCUCUCAAAAUCCAGACAAAAUCACCACGUUGGACGUGGAUGGUAUCAUUCGGGGUGGCCUUCGACGCUACACGGAUCAGCUGGGGCAUUUGUGGAAUUCCUUGGCUGAUUACUACAUUCGCUCGGGGCUGUUCGAAAGGGCCCGAGAUAUCUACGAAGAGGCCAUCAAGACGGUGACGACCGUGCGGGACUUCUCUCAGGUCUUCGACGCCUACGCCCAGUUUGAGGAGUUGGCCCUGUCAAAGCGCAUGGACGAGGCGGCCAAGAAAGCGGAGCCGUCGCAAGAGGACGACGCUGACAUAGACUUGCGAAUGGCGCGGUUCGAGGCGCUUAUGGACCGUCGCCCGCUGCUCCUCAACUCCGUCUUGUUGCGUCAGAAUCCACACAAUGUCCACGAGUGGCUCAAACGGGUUGCUUUGCUGGAAGACAAACCCACCGAGGUGAUCGAGACGUUCAUGGAUGCGGUGCAGACUGUGGACCCUAAGCAGGCCGUGGGGAAAGUGCAGAAUUUGUGGAUCGAGUUCGCCAAAUUUUACGAGAAGCACGAGCAGCUGGAGGACGCGAGAGUCGUCUUUGAAAAGGCCGUUCUCGUGCCGUUCGUCAAGGUGGAAGACCUGGCCAACGUUUGGUGCGAGUUUGCUGAGAUGGAAAUUCGGCACGAAAACUACCAGGCUGCCCUGAGAUUGAUGCAACGCGCCACGACGCCGCCGUCGAGGAAGACUGCCUAUUACGACGAGCGGGAGACUGUGCAGAACCGCGUCUACAAGAGCCUCAGGGUGUGGUCUCUCUAUGCCGAUCUUGAGGAGAGCUUCGGCACUUUCAAGACUUGCAAGUCGUGCUACGAUCGGAUCCUGGACCUGCGCAUCGCCACGCCGCAGAUCGUCAUCAACUACGCCAUGUUCCUGGAGGAGAACAACUACUUUGAGGAGGCGUUUAAGGCCUACGAGAAGGGAGUGGCCCUGUUCCGCUGGCCACACGUCUACGACAUCUGGAACACCUACCUCACCAAGUUCCACCGGCGCUAUGGCGGCACCAAGCUCGAGCGGGCCCGUGACCUCUUUGAGCAGUGUCUGGACGGCUGUCCCGCCAAGUUUGCCAAGGAGUUGUACUUGCUGUACGCAAAGCUGGAGGAGAACUACGGACUGGCACGACACGCCAUGGCCGUGUAUGAGCGUGCCGAGAAGGCCGUCGCCGAGGAGCAGCGGUUCGAGAUGUACAACAUCCACAUCCAGAAGGCGGCCGAGAUCUACGGCGUGACCAAGACGCGGGAGAUUUACGAGGCGUCCAUCGAGGCGUUGCCGGACGCGCAGGCCCGCGAGAUGUGUCUCCGCUUUGCCGAUAUGGAACGGAAGCUGGGCGAGAUUGACCGGGCCAGGGCCAUCUACGCUCACUGCUCGCAAAUGUGCGACCCCAGGAUCACGUCGGAAUUCUGGACGACGUGGAAGGAGUUUGAGAUGAAGCACGGCAACGAGGACACGAUGCGGGAGAUGUUGCGGAUCCGUCGGUCCGUGCAGGCCACGUACAACACGCAGGUCAACAUGAUGUCGGCGCAGAUGCUGGCCUCUUCGGGGACGGGGGACGCGAGGACGGUGUCGGACUUGGCCCCGGGGGCGACGGCGGACGGCAUGCGAUUGUUGGAGGCGAGGGCAGCAGAGAAGUCUUCUUCUUUGCCGCCUUCGUCUUCUACCCUGCAGCUGCAUGCAAAGGGAGGAGUGGGCCAGCCGCAGACGGCGACAGGCGAGAGCAAGAUCCUCUUUGUUCGCGGUGGCACGGACACGAGGGACGACGAGGUAGCCAAGGGAUCUCGUGUGCAGAACCCGGAUGAGAUUGAUAUCGACAUGGACGAAGGAGAUGAUGAUGACGAAGAAGAAGGAGGAGGAGAAGGAGAUGAAGACGACGGCGGCGGAGAAGGAGAAGGAGAUGAGGUGGAGAAAACGAAGAAAAAUAAUGCCAAGAAAGAAAUUGGUCUGGAGAAGCGGGCAGUUCCAUCAGAAGUGUUUGGUGGAUUGGCUCCCAAUGAUGACGAAGCGUAGUACUGUAGUGGACUUCUUUCUUCAAUUUUUUUUCUGGUCAAUGCAAUUCGUUGUCCAAGAAAGAAACAAAACAAAAAAAUGGGUUCGUCUUUCUUUUUUUUAUGUUGGUAAUGCGCGCGUUUCCCCCAUUUCCCCGCUCUGCUGGCAUUGUUGUUUGUGUGCUUCUUUUUUUUGGAAGCAGGAUGAAUAGAGUACGUCGGGGUUUCCAGCACCCCCGAGGAAAAACAACGCUGAUGCUUGUCAAUUCAUUUCUCUCUUGGCAGAGUGUUGAGAAUCAAAAAAAAACAAAAAACAAUGUUUUGACAUUGAGCACUAUACUGAAUUUGAUUGCCGCCUUUUUUGACGUUUCUUGCUUUGUUUUCCAGGACUGAAUAAUUGUGGAACUGUGAUCGCGUUAAUUCUCUUCCAUCUUCUCAUUUAGUAGGCCGUCAUUUCUGGAUGCUAUCAAGUGCUCUGCUAUAGUUUAUCCUAUUAUACAGUAUUUAAUAAUGAAAAAAGAAAUACAAUGGGGAAUCAUUCGAAAAUA
Messenger RNA from Notodromas monacha, 3417 nucleotides. NCBI's taxonomy places the organism in Eukaryota, Metazoa, Arthropoda, Ostracoda, Podocopida, Cyprididae. The record is from the annotation of a GenBank genome assembly.